AUGUCACCGUUGCCCCAGCAUUCCCUCUCGUACGUCUUUGAUGUGUUGUGUCCUUUGGUGAUGUACCUUCAUAGUAUGGCGGCUCAUGAAGGUAUUGCCGAUGAUCUUCUCUCCAAGCUGGCUGAAGACAUCGAGACGGGUGAGCAGAUGGAGGCCUUAGGACGAACACUCGGAUUCAGGGUCGAAGACAUCAAUAUAUACACGGAGACCAAUAGGAUAGAAGGACGGGUGACUUCUAAGGGAACACGUGACAUGCUGUUUGACUGGAGACAGACCGUGGAGCCUUGCGACCAGCACCUCAGACUGGAACAAGCUCUCAUUGACGCUAAGCUAGUAAUGCUUGCUGAUUCACAUCUCAAGGGGACACUAAGGGAUCCAGGUAUAUACAGUAAGAAGAUCUCGGCAUCAUUAACUGUUCAGCGAUGUCGCGAAAAGUUGGAGAAAAAGUACCGACAUCAAUUGUGCAAAAUUCAAAUGAAACCGUGGGAUCAAAGUGAUUAUGCUGAGUUCAAAGAUAUGCACACGGUUGUCACAAUGGUGAAGAAGGAUGCUCGUGGACAAGAUACGACAAAGAAGGAAAUACUCCAGGGUUCAGUUGCUGAAAUAUUUUCAACGAAAGUAAACGGAGAACUGCCAGCUCGAAUCCUCAUUUCGGCCCCGGCUGGACGAGGAAAGACCACGGCUGUCGCCAAGAUGGCUUAUGACUGGGUUCACAGAGAAAAGGGGUCAGCAUUAGAACACCUGCCACUUCUGUUUGUUGUGAAAUUCCGAAACACAACGCAGCUUACAUCGAUCGGAGAAGCCAUCAAAUCCCAGCUUUUGAGUGAUGUUGAUGAUCUGACACCAGAGGGUCUGGAGAGUUUCAUUAGAGAGAAUCAGGGAAUCUGUCACAUCAUACUAGACGGGCUAGAUGAGUAUGCCGGUAUUUCUUCUUCAAACCGGAGCUUAGGGAGCAACAUUGUCAGUGUCAUCCGCUGGGAGGAAUUUCCAGAGUGUAGAGUCCUUAUAACAACGCGCCCUCACCUCGAGAACUUCUUCAAUCAAGCGGAGCUUCCAAGGGUAUACACUAAGAUGUGGGUCGAAGGAUUCUCGCAAGAGAGCUCACGAGAGUACAUCGACAAGUUCUUUGCUUCGACUUCGAAUCCUUGUCGCGGACAUGGUCUGAAGGUUUACCUUGAUGACCAACCACUGAUUAAUGAACUUGUUAAAACGCCUUUAUUUUGUCUCAUGGUCUGUCACUUAUGGAGCAAAGAGCGUUUGAACACUGAAACUACAACGCAAACAGAAUUAUUAGACAGCGUGAAUGUUUUUCUGAUGCACCAUGCCAAUGCCCGAGCAAAAUCAAAAGACAAAAUAACAAAAGGAGAACUAAUCAAAAUCAUUCGGAAACUGGGUAAGGUUGCUCUAGCUGGUCUAAUCGACGACUCUAAAAAACUAGUCUUCACGCCCCAUGAUUUCCGAAGAGUUCCCGCUAUCCUUGAUAGGGCAUGUGAGCUUGGGAUUUUAUCUAAGACGACGAUUCCAACGACAAUGCUCCCACUAUCCCACAAUACCACAUCCACGACCAUUGAGUUUUAUCAUAAACUCGUUCAGGAACACUCCGCUGGGAAAUACCUUGCUGCUAAAACGAAGAAAUAUAUGUUACGACUGAAGAGUUCUAAGUUAGACAGACUGCUGCGAAACAUCAACGCAAACAUCGGUGACUAUGAGAAUCUCAUCCGAUUUGCUGCUGGCACAGAUAACAGCCUUUGCAUACGAAUAAUGCAGAUGCUCCUUAACAACUUCGGUUUGGAUAAGAGCGAGCGAUAUCGAAUUCUCCUUGACUGUUCAUCAGAGACCAAGGGUACUCAACAAAAAGUGUCUUCGUUGGUUCAAAGAUGUGUGAAUGCAGAGAGUAUUGUUCUAAAGUCACCGACUGUCUACACCGUCGUUGGGAUGCAAAAUCUUCCAAAGCAACUUAAACUUCAGAUCACGGCUGGUCUUCGUCGGACCGGAGGACAGCAGCUCAAAGACAUCAAGCUUAUAGCACCGUUAUCACUCCCAUCAGAGAAGAAGAGUGUAUCGAGAGAGAUGAUGAGAGGACUGGGCCUUCUGAUCAGAGAACAAACCAAGAACCUGCAGCGGUUUUGGCUGUAUGGAGUGAAGUGCACAGACAAGGAAGAACUUGUUUACCUCAUCGAGAGCUGCAGACAUGUGAAUACGAUGUCAGAGCUGUUGUAG
This is a messenger RNA of Strongylocentrotus purpuratus (purple sea urchin), 2220 nucleotides long. RefSeq lists its product as uncharacterized. Lineage: Eukaryota; Metazoa; Echinodermata; Echinoidea; Camarodonta; Strongylocentrotidae. The transcript has 4 exons. The record is from RefSeq and is a predicted model, not a curated record. The coding region runs from base 1 to 2220 and encodes 739 amino acids.